This is a messenger RNA of Cannabis sativa, 678 nucleotides long. RefSeq lists its product as uncharacterized. The record is from RefSeq and is a predicted model, not a curated record. Bases 1 to 678 code for a protein of 225 amino acids. Lineage: Eukaryota; Viridiplantae; Streptophyta; Magnoliopsida; Rosales; Cannabaceae. The transcript is spliced from 2 exons.
AUGAAGGUACUUAAAAGUUAUGUGCGUAACCACUAUCGGCCAGAAGCAUGUAUGGUUGAGUGCUACAUAUCUGAAGAGGCUGUGGAAUUUUGUUCAGAGUACAUGGCUGGAGUUGAGGCAAUAGGAAUUAGCAAACCAAGAACUGAGCCAGAUGAUGUUGAUAGAGGAUUAAGGGGGAAAGGGACAAUGGUGACAGUGUCCAAGCUUGAACUAGAUCAAGCUCAAUUAGUCGUGAUGAACAAUAACGCAGAGGUUCAACCAUAUAUAACUGACCAUAUGGAGCUGUUACAAUCAAUGGUUCCAAGAAAUCAAAAAAAUAAACAAAAAUGGGUUGCAGACCAACAUCGUCAAACUUUCAUUGGGUGGUUAAGGAAUACCAUUAUAUCAAAGUUGAACGAACCGAAUCAUGGAGUAUCUGAUGUGUUGAGUCGUAUUGCCCUUGGACCAACUUUUGCGGUUGCAAAACAUGAAGCGUACAUUGUAAGGGGUAAACGUUUUCAUACAAAGUCAAGAGAUGAUGCUCGAGAGGUUCAAAAUAGUGGUAUACGUAUCGUCGCAGAAACUAUGCACUUUGCAAGUGCAAAAGAUAGAAACCCUGUUUUAGGUACUAUGACGUAUUACGGGGUCAUUGAAGAUAUGGAAGCUCAAUUAUUUUGCGUUCCGAAUUCCACUUUUUAA